Molecule: messenger RNA, 542 nt
Organism: Diversispora eburnea
Lineage: Eukaryota; Fungi; Glomeromycota; Glomeromycetes; Diversisporales; Diversisporaceae
Source: the annotation of a GenBank genome assembly
CCAAAAUUGCUGCAAUAUCAAUUUUUGAAAUUCUUGAACGACAAUCACUUAUUGAUCCCACUCAAAAUGAAGGUAAAGAUCGACCGACACCCGUGACUGGUCAUUCCGAAUUUCGCGAUGUUUAUUUCAACUAUCCUGCUCGUCCAAAAGUAAAGGUUUUACGUGGUUUGAACCUUUCUAUUGAAUCGGGUAAAACAAUUGCUCUUGUUGGACCCUCUGGGUCAGGAAAAAGUACUGUUAUUUCUUUAUUAUUACGUUAUUAUGAUAUUAGAUCUGGAAAAGUUAAUCUAGAAAACGUGAAUGUCAAAAAUUGGAAUUUGGAAUAUCUUAGAAGUAACUUAUCAUUUGUUGAACAAGAGCCAAUACUAUUUGAUGUGUCUAUUAGAGAUAAUAUUGCAUAUGGAAAAGAAAUUUGCACUCAAGAAGAAAUUGAAACUGCAGCAAAAAGUGCAAAUAUUCAUGACUUUAUUAAAAACUUACCUCAAGGAUAUGACACACCCGUUGGUCAAAGAGGUACCCAAUUAAGUGGAGGGCAAAAACAG